This is a messenger RNA of Saprolegnia diclina VS20, 456 nucleotides long. RefSeq lists its product as hypothetical. Lineage: Eukaryota; Oomycota; Saprolegniomycetes; Saprolegniales; Saprolegniaceae. The transcript has a single exon. Bases 1 to 456 code for a protein of 151 amino acids. The record is from RefSeq and is a predicted model, not a curated record.
AUGAUAGUAGCAAGGCUGUUCCUUCUCGUGGUCUUGUGUGCACUGGCAGCGGUGCGCGCAACCUCCGGCGUGUGCUCGUGGGGGGCGAACGCGGCCUUGCUCUACGUCCAGGCGUCAUGCUUGGCAGACAGCGUUGGCGAGACGAUCGUGAUUCCGGGGCAGUCGACGCUGCUCGUACGCUUGAAGUUUUGGGGCCAACGCGACGCGCGGUUCGCGACCACAUUUGACGCGCGGCUGCGAACGUUUGGGCGAAAUCGCAAGGACGCUCCGUACUUUACACACAGCGAUCGACUCCUCGACGUCUUUGCGUUCGAGGUUCCAUACACGACCGAGAUGACGCAGCAAAAGAGCUUCAGCGUCGCCCAGCGUCCUAGACUUCUCGAAUUGGCACUCUUUCGCGACGCGAGCCACACGGCUGUGUUGUGUUCGACGACCGUUCGAUGCGACGACCCUUAA